GCCGCCUCGGGAGCCCCCACGGACGCUCAAACGAUCCUAGGAGAGGCACGGGUGUCCUGCUUGGCCGGGUGUCCUGCUUGACUUUCCCAUCCCACCGGUCACAGUGCACAUUUUGGAAAUGGACAUCAUGUCAGCGGGGAAGGAUUCUCUCCGAGGCGAGGAGCCCAUUACUAGCAGUAUUGGAAGCCCACCUCUGGCCAGUGGACAACAUUUUCUGCCUCAAAAAUCGGAAGCAGACACGAUCCUCACAAGAGAUCAACCUGUAUUUAAAUCCCCGCUCAAUUUUGCUACUCUAACUGUAGAGCAACUGGGAAUUACACCAGGAAGUUUUACCAAUAGCUCUCCAGGGAAAUCUCCAUACUUGCUAAAAAAAUCCAGACGGCGUUCUACAAUUGGAACAAGAGGCUCUCCUGAAACAAAUCAUCUUAUCCGCUACAUUGCUCAGCAGAAGAAUUUAAAGAGUGCAAACAAAUCUCCAUUGGCCCAGUCUCCCUCUUCAGCCCAGGCCUGCCACUUUUCCCAUCGAAAUGGUGUCUCAUUAAAAGAGCAAAUAUCUGCCUUCCAGUCUGUUUUUCACCCGAUGGAGGAAAACGAAGGAAAGCCUUGCUUUUCUGGAUUUUUGGAGGAGGAGGAGGGAGAAUUCCAGGUGACAGGCUACGUUAAGAAUGAAAGCCCAAGAAAUAGUGGAGAUUUUUCAUCAAAGCGCCGGCGAGUGUCUUACCAGCAAGAUUUAAAAGAAAACACCGUUAGUGGUGAAAACAAGCUGGCUGUCAUCCCGAAGGACUGCAGAGUGACUUUUUCUGAAGGAGCCAGAGCUAGUGGCGUGGACCAAUCUCUGAAGUCUUGUGAUGAGCAACCCAGCGUUGCUCAGUCUGGAUGUUUCCAUUUAGGAGCUGUUCCAUUAGCAGAUCUCUCAGGGACAUUAAAUGGGGCUGGUGCCGCUGGCUCUGUACUGGAAGAGAUUUCAAGUAACGAGGCAUCAAAAAGUGUAAAGAGAGUUAAGAUGGAAGAAUCACCGCACCUGGGAAUAUUGAAGGAAAACAUGUUGCCAAGUACCCCAUUGUGCAAAAGGGAGGUUACAAGUCAUUUCACCCUCCGCUCGGUGCUCAAGAAGACCCCCGUUAAGUCGUUAUCUGGAAGUUGGAAGGAACACCGAUGGGCCACUUGUGAAGAUGGAAGUCAGCCUUUGUCCUUCUCGAAUACGGUGAAAGAUUAUGAAGAGCUGAAAAGUGAUGGAGGGGAAGCUGGCAUUCUGAUCACCCAAAAAACGUGGCAGAAGAAGGUUACAUUUGGAGAAUACUUAAGCCCGGAAGUAUUUGAUGAAUCUCUGCCUGCAAACACUCCAUUACGAAGAGGAGGAACCCCUGCCCGUCAGCAAGAUUUGAGAAACUUAAGUCCUCCAGAGCCACAUCUUUUUCCUACAACAGACGCAUUGGCUCAACUAAAUUUUGAUGAUGAUGAGUCUCUGGGAAACACCGAGCAACUUCAAGUAUCUUGUGGUGUACCUCCUGUUGGAAGUUCUCCAUCCUCAGAAAUUCUUAAUGAAACCAAAAUUUAUAAUUCACCAAAUAAAGAUGAAAGUACUUCUCCCCUUAAAGAUGCUAGAAUAACACGGUCCUCCUCCAAAAGGAAGAUUGAAAUAACACAUUCUUCAAAACAGUUUAGCAUUAAAAAAGAGAAUGCCAACAAUUCAUCAGAAAUAGAAUCCAAAACUGAGAAAGCGAUGAAGCCCAACAGAAAGAAACCUCAUGGUCCUAAGGGCAAAACAACAUCUCAGAAAAUUCCAAUGUUAAGAAGUGGCAAAAGAAGGAAAGGAAAAGGAAAGAGAAAAGUAGAGAAAUCUUUGUAUGGGAAAAGAGAGAUGGCUUCCAAGAUACCUCCCUUAAGUCCAAUUCCUGAAAUCCCUGAGAGCCCCGGAGCAGCAGCAUCACCUCACUUCAAAAGGCCAGAGAGUCUGUGCUCUUCAGAUUAUUUCAACUUCAACAUUCCGUGUGACAAGCCUGUGAGUCCUGAACUGAGAGAACCUGUUGAAAGAACCAGAAGGAAAUCUCUCCCCCAAAACAAUAUGAAAAUGGAGGAUUCCAAGACCUUGCAGACAAUUUGGGGCUUUGAUGAGUGCAGUAUGUCAGGAGUAGAGGGAGCCUCUCCUGUCACUCCCCCAGUUGGGGACCCGGCUCCUACUCUGAGUCCCUCUACGGCCAGCGGAAGCAUUCGAGGAGAAAACCGUGGCCCAGUCCCCUCUUUGGAUCCUCAAAGUCCUGACUCAGGGGCGAAGUUUGUCAACAUUAAAGAAGAGGCUGCCAACAAUUCAGCUGAAAUAGAAUCCCAAACUGAGAAAGCGAUGAAACCUAAUAGAAAGAAACCCCAAGGUUCCAAGGGCAAAACAACAUCUCAAAAAAUUCCAGGAUUAAGAAGUGGCAAAAGAAGGAAAGGAAAGGGAAAGAGAAAAGUAGAGAAAUCUUUGUAUGGGAAAAGAGAGAUGGCUUCCAAGAAACCUCCCUUAAGUCCAGUUCCUGAGAUCUCUGAGAGCCCUGGAGCAGCAGCAUCACCCCACUUCAAAAGGCCAGAGAGUCUGUCAGGUUAUUUCAACUUUGACAUUCCGUGUUACGAGCCCACGAGCCCUGUGCCGAGAGAACCCGUUGAAAGACCCAGAAGGAAAUCUCUCCCCCAAAACAGCAUGAAAAUGGAGGAUUCCAAGACCUUGCAGACAAUCUGGGGCUUGGAGCGCAACGCAUCGGGAAUAGAGGGGGCCGCUCCUGUCAGUCCCCCGGUUCCUACUCUGAGUCCCUCCAAGGUUGGAGGAAACAUUCGAGGAGAAAACCGUGACCCAGUCCCCUCUUCGGAGCCUCGAGGUCCCGGCUGGGGGCCGAAGGAAGGGUCCGGGAGCCUCUCUGGAGCCCAAGGAGGCCUUUCGGUCACUGAUCCCGAAUCAGCCCUUCCCCCUCUCCCCGUGCUCCCCCUGCCGUCUCCUGCCACGGUCCCGCCUCAACCCGGUGGGACCCCGGCGCCCCCCGGGGGAGUCGCAAGCUCAGUGAGCGGUAGUCCCAAGACGUCUUUAACCGAACCUGGGGGAGGACAGGAGACCAACAUCUUCACAGAUGGGUGGAGCGUGGAAUUAGAAGAGCCAGAUGGGGUUGAUGUUCAGGAGGGCAUGGAGGAAACCGCAAGCCAAAGUUGCCAGGAAUUUGAAAGAGAAGAAUCGGCAGAAAAUCGCAUGGUGACGAGUUACCAGAAACAACUGAGGAGACGUAGAAGAAGCUCUGUGUAUUAUCCAGAUUAUGAAAGUGUCCACAUUGAAGGUGGAAAUGAACAUCCUGGUUCCCAUUACAACUCCUCAACCGAAGAACUGUUUUUGGAAGGUAAUUCAGACCUAUAUAAUAAUCUAGCCUACUCUAUAGGACAGGCCCUCGAGCCAGGGCAGGCUGAUGAAACAAGAGUAAGGCGGAGUAUGAGGCUGCAAAAGGGUUCAGACAGUCAGGGACUUGUGUGGAUUUCGGACCCAAACGCCACCUCGCUGAGCUCUCUUCAGAAAACGAACAGGAGGACUAUAUGUGCGUCCCACGGCAGAGACUAUGAAACUAUCCACAGGCAAGAAUCCUGUGUUCUGUUCUCUACAUCCAAUGAAGAAAACUCUGAGACUCUUUCGGUUGGAGGUUCUUCUCAUGGGCUGAGAAGAAAAAGCUUUUGCUCAUCUGCUUUUUUACAAACUGGAAAGAAGCCCCAAACAAAAAGAGCUGGAAGAGCAAGUUUGUCUUACACAAAUAAGAAAAAUCGCUCAAAUGACUGUGAAGUAUUGGAGAAAAAAAGUGGCUGCUGAGAUUACCAAUCGUUCAUUAGAAGUGGGCAGGUAACUAAGCUUGAAAUCUUCUUUAGUCACAGUCUUGGUUUUGCCUCAGGAUUUUCACAGUUUUGAGAGAUGUCAAGCAAAUCCACUACCAAUAGGGAAAAAAAAAUCUUUUUAUCUCUUUCCUGAUGAGGACGAUCACCUUUCAUUUUCAUUUCCAUUUGAGUGAACCAUCUUGUGACCAUCCCUGAGUGCCCCCUGCAACUAGCCAGAGAACCGAUGGUUAUGGCAAGAAAUGAGAUCGAACAAUUAAGUGAACCCCAGUACCUGUGGCAGCCAUGGAGUAGAAUUACUGAGGCUUCAGAUAAGGAGAAAUGACUUCUGGAGGCUAGAAGAUGUCAGCAUGUUCUGGUUACAUUUAAAAUUAAUAAAAACAAUACAAAAGGGUUGCUCUGAA
Messenger RNA from Ornithorhynchus anatinus (platypus), 4241 nucleotides. RefSeq names its product cell division cycle associated 2 (gene CDCA2). The transcript has 18 exons. Bases 119 to 3817 code for a protein of 1232 amino acids. Gene Ontology annotation, cellular component: chromosome; nucleus. Gene Ontology annotation, biological process: regulation of chromosome segregation; regulation of mitotic nuclear division. NCBI's taxonomy places the organism in Eukaryota, Metazoa, Chordata, Mammalia, Monotremata, Ornithorhynchidae. The record is from RefSeq and is a predicted model, not a curated record.